Messenger RNA from Mesorhabditis belari, 750 nucleotides. The record is from the annotation of a GenBank genome assembly. NCBI's taxonomy places the organism in Eukaryota, Metazoa, Nematoda, Chromadorea, Rhabditida, Rhabditidae.
AUGGGGAAGACUUUGCUGUUAUUCGAUGUUGAUGGAACGCUGACUGCAGCAAGACGGGGGAUCAAUCCUGAAAUGCGUAGCUUCUUGAUGGACGUUCGAGCAAAAGGUGUCCCAAUUGCGGUCGUUGGUGGCUCUGAUUUGAAUAAGAUUACCGAACAAUUGGCCGAUAGCGAUCACGAUAAGUUAGUCAGCAGUUUUGACUAUGUGUUCGCCGAAAAUGGUGUCGUUGGAUUUCACGGUAAAGAUCAAUACUCAACCAAGCUGAUCCAAGAUCAAAUGGGCGAGGAGAAACUCCAGGAUUUGAUCAAUUUCGUUCUCGAGUACUUCUCGAAGCUGAGAUUGCCACAUAAGCGAGGGAAUUUCGUGGAGUUUCGGAAGGGUAUGAUCAAUUUCUCACCAAUCGGAAGAAGCUGUUCGCACGAGGAAAGAGAACAUUUUGUUGCCUACGAUAAAGAGCAUAAAAUCCGCGAAACAUUCGUGAAGAUACUAGAGGAGAAAUUCAGCAGUUAUGGUCUCACAUUUGCCAUUGGAGGCCAAAUCUCGGUGGAUGUUUACCCGAAUGGAUGGGAUAAAACGUAUUGCUUGCAAUAUUUGGAGAACGAUUUCGAAACGAUUCAUUUCUUUGGCGAUCGCACGAUGCCUGGUGGCAACGAUCAUGCAAUCUAUGUGGACAAAAGAGUGAUCGGACACUCGGUGGAAGGACCGAAUGAUACAAAGAAACAGGUUGAAGAGACUUUAAACACUCUUCAU